This is a messenger RNA of Saccoglossus kowalevskii, 4232 nucleotides long. RefSeq names its product splicing factor Cactin-like. Gene Ontology annotation, cellular component: spliceosomal complex; cytoplasm. Gene Ontology annotation, molecular function: protein binding. Gene Ontology annotation, biological process: mRNA cis splicing, via spliceosome. Lineage: Eukaryota; Metazoa; Hemichordata; Enteropneusta; Harrimaniidae. The record is from RefSeq and is a predicted model, not a curated record.
CAGAAAAAAUAUAUACUCAACAUGGCGUUCUCCAUAGGUAUGUUUUGUUGAAGGUUCAUUUUACUGUGUACAUGUGUUGUUUUACCAACUAAAUUAAAUAUGGGUUCAACAGAUAAAAAGAAACGGAAACAUAAGACACUUUCACCUUCGAGAGAAAUUCACAACAAGAGACAGAGAUACAGAUCAAGAUCAAAAGAGAGAGUACGUAGAGAAGAUGUUAGUAAAUUGAAAUCAAAAGACCGUGGAAGAAGAUCAAGUUCACCUACACCACAUAAAACUGUGAAACAAAAAAGAUAUUCAAUAUCAAACUCAUCAGGUGAAUAUAGCACAGAUUCCUCUGGUUUCAGUAGAUCACGUUCAAGAUCUAAAUCCAAUGAAAAAAAACACUCUAGACAUGGUUCACCAAAAAGAAGAAAUCCUAGGAGGUCACAAUCCCCUAGAAGAAGGUCCUUGUCACCAAGAAGAAGAUCCUUGUCACCAUGGAGAUCUCAGUCCCCAAGGAGGAGAUCCCGGUCACCAAAGAGAAGAUCAAGGUCACCAAGGAGAAGAUCCCCAUCACCAUGGAAAUCCCGGUCACCAAGGAGAAGAUCCCGGUCACCAAGGAGGAGUUGCCGGUCACCAAGGAAGAGAUCCCGAUCACCAAGGGACCAGUCAGUAUCUGCAUCAAGUGAUUCAUCCAAAGAUUCUUCUUCCAGUAAUAGUUCAAGUGAAUCUGAAGAUGAAUUAAGUGAAAAAGAGAAGAAGAGACAAAUGAAAAAGAGAAAACAAGAAAGAAGAAAACUAAGAGAGGAAAGAAUGAGACUGAAAAGAGAAAAGAAAAGAAACAAGGAGAUGAUCAAAAUUACUGAGACUGCUGAAGAAAAAAGAGCUAGGAGGCUUGCUAAGAAGGCUGAAAAAGAAAGAAAACGAAAAGAAAGAAUGGGAUGGGAUAAAGAAAUGAUGGAAUACACAAAUGCUGAUAAUCCAUUUGGCGAUCCAAAUUUAUUAGAGACAUUUGUAUGGGACAAGAAAAAUAAGAAGAUGGGAAUAAAAGACAAUGACAAGGAAGAUUUAAAGAAGAAAAGUAGACAGAAGCAAAUUGAGAACAGGCUGGAAUUGCAGAAAGUGAAACAAAGAAGACAGGAAAGAGAACGAGAAAAAGAAGAAAGAGAUCGUGAAUUGGAAGUCAUGCAAAGACUGAAAGAAAAUGAGCAAUAUAAAGAAUGGGAACAACAAGAGGACAGUUUUCAUUUACAACAAGCCAAAAUGAGAUCUAAGAUUAGAAUCCAAGAUGGCCGAGCUAAAUCUAUUGACCUGUUAGCACAGUAUAUUAGUGCGGAAGAUGAAGACGACUUAGCUGUUGAAAUGCAUGAACCGUACAAAGUACUCCAUGGUUUAUCUAUCGUAGAUUUAGAAGAUCUUUUAGAAGACAUCAAAGUCUAUAUUGAGUUGGAACAGGGUAAAAAUGUGGACUUUUGGAAAGAUAUGACAAUAAUAACAGAAGAUGAGCUUGUAAAAUUGAGAAAAAUUGACCCUAAAGUUGCUGAUGAGGUUGAAAGAAGAGAAGGUAUCAAUGCAUCUGUUAGUUCAGAAGUUGCUGAUGUAUUCAAAGGAAAAACUUCCAACCAGCUGCUUGCUAUGAAAGAUCAAAUACUGAAAAGAAUUAAGAGUGGUAGUGCUGUUGAUAUUGGAUACUGGGAAUCCUUGUUACAACAAUUGAAGGCACACAUGGCUAAAGCAAGGUUACGUGAACGACAUCAAGAAAGAUUACGCAAUAAACUGUAUCGCUUACAACAAGAGCAAAGAGUAGCACCCAAACCACUAUUCCCAUCUGGAAUGACAGAAGAUGAAAGUAAUGAGACUGAGAAAGAUGAAGUAAAAGACAGUGAUGAGAUAGUAUUACCUCCUGAUGGUGAGGAGGAAGAGGAAGGAGAGGAGGGCGCGUCUAAACCCAGCACUAGCACAGCUGAAGAACAAGCUGAAGGCGAGUCGAUACUAACUGAAGAAGAUCUGAUCCGAGUAAGUCAAGAUGAAUAUACCAAUGGUAGAUACAGUCCUGUCUUGCUGACUAAUAAAGAUUUAGCUGCAGAUACACUCAUAUUUGAUGCUGAGGAAGAUGACAUCAGAUUACAACAUGCUAGAAAUCAAGUCUUGGGAACAGGUUCUGCCAAGGACACUGCUGAAGCUGAAUUUGAGAAAAAAGCACGUGAAGGAAUGGGACGAGAUGAAGCUACAUUUGCUGUGGAAGUCCCUUCAGAUAAAUUAUAUUUAUGGUCUGAUAAAUACAGACCAAGAAAACCAAGAUAUUUUAACAGAGUUCAUACGGGAUUUGAGUGGAAUAAGUACAACCAGACUCACUACGAUAUGGACAACCCACCACCUAAAAUAGUUCAAGGAUACAAAUUCAAUAUCUUUUACCCUGAUUUAAUUGACAAACGAAACACACCAGAGUAUACACUUACUUCUUGUGAAGACAACAGAGAUUUUUCAAUUUUAAAAUUUCAUGCUGGUCCUCCUUAUGAGGACAUUGCUUUUAAAAUAGUCAAUCGGGAAUGGGAAUAUUCACAUCGCCAUGGUUUCCGUUGCCAGUAUAGUAAUGGUAUUUUCCAGCUGUGGUUUCAUUUUAAGCGUUACCGCUACAGACGAUAAUAUCGUUGAAUAUUGUGGGGUUACAUUGUGUACAUAGGUAGAAUACUUGAUAGCUUCCAAACUCCAGCUCAUAUUUUUUUGAAAGAGACGAGAACAGAACCUGUUAUAGUAUUAUGGAAAUUUGAAUUUUGUUUCCAUUCUGAUUUAACAAGAGUUGAUGUAUAUUUCAAUUGUCCUUUUAAUACUCUCUGUCAGACGGCCGUUCAGUCUGUCAAAACAUAGUUGCAGCAUAAAACAGUAUGGUUGCAUGUGGGUAGGACUGGUUAUCAUACUAUUACAAGAGAUGGUCAGCAACCACGAUACAGGUCAGUGAGGUUGGUUACCAUGACUACUUAGAUUACAAGGAUUAUGUCAUAAGAGAAUUGAUAGCUGUUGUUUUACCAUCUGUUACUUAAUGCAUGGGCUUUGUUCACUUUGUUGAAAAAAUGUUCUGGCUCAUCAGCUUGUACAUGCAUUUCAAUACAAAAACCUCAGUGCCAGUGAAAAUAAUAUGAAAUUUCAAAACCACUACAAACAUUUUAAUUAUGCUGAAGAAAAGUUAUUGUCAAGUAACUUCUCAAUGAUAAAGAACAAAUAAAUUGGGGAGGGUGUCACCUGAACUUGUUUCCAUGGAAACAGUAACUUUCUCUUUGUGUUAAACUUUUGAAAAUUGAUUAAAAUGCGUACAAAUGAAAUUCAUAGUUUUAGGCAAUUGUUUGUUCACAGACUUUUAAAAACACCAGUCAUAGGGAAUAUUAACUUCCCAAAAUGCUAGGAAAUUCCUAUGUGAAGACUGUGUUAGCCACAACCAUCCUUUGCAGAGUUUGCAGUUGUAUGUCUAAUAAUUCCAUGUAACACUAAGCUUAUUACAGCUACUAGUAUACAAGAAUAUUAAAAUUGUCAUGCACACACUUUGUGAAUCAGAGACAAUAUACAAUGUAUUUGGUUCCUCACUAAAUUCAGAUUUACAUCAUUUCAAGUUCUGAAUGAUAAAAAGAAUAUAAGGCAAUUACAAGACUAGUUUCCAUGGUAACAAACGUGGGGUGUACAAUACCUUUCACUCUGCAACCCAAUAAUCUUUUUGUACUGAACAAAAAUGUCAACUAUUGAUAAGAACUAUGUCAUGGUGAUGUUAAUAUCUGAUUUUGUAUUAUUAAAAAAUGGCUUUCAUUUUGUUGAAUAAAUUUUAACUGAUUUAUGAUAUUUUGGAGUAGUGACAAUUUCCUAGGUGCCCUAAAGGUGCGAAGACACUUUGAGAUUCAGAAAAUUUUUGCCUCCAUGAAUGCCAUCAAAUUGUGGAAAUUAAAUGAUUUACAUUAUUUAUGCCAUGCUGCCCACAAUUGUAAACUUCAUACUUAUAUUUAAUACUAAUUGUGCCACUCUUGUGCUACAUGAAUUAAUAUUUAGAAACAUAUUUUAACACUGUUAUAACAAAAAAAGGAAAUGUUGUGAGUUGAAGGCAUGCAUGAUCUUUAUGUGUGCUCACAUAAAUGUCAGGAGUCAAAUUUAUGUCGCCAACAGAAAUACCUUUUGUAUCUUAUUUUGCAGUGCUUUUUGACAUUUGUAAGAUGCUCACUCAUGCCAUUAAAGGGGAAAGUCAACACAGCAGUAUGUUAACAGUUUGU